UUUUCUUUUCUCCUGCGAAGAAGAGGCACUCACGGAUUGGGAAGGAGGAGGCACCGCAAGGAUGGCAUUCUCUCCUUCGGCCCUUUGCUUUUGGAGCCGGGCUUCAAAGCACUGAAGACACAGAAGAUCCAGGAAUCCCAGCGUUCCCGUUCUUCUUGCUCGAGGCCCGUUUGCCACAAAGACACCAGCGAUGGGACUUCUCCUCGUCUUCUUCUUCUUCUCCGCCUUGGCUCUGCUUUGCCCCAACUUGGCCCACCUCCAGCCAUGUUCCUCGGAAAGUCCAUCUCUGGUCCUGCGGUUUGCGGACGUGGGCGCCGACCACAGGGUCCUGGUCCACCGCAGGAACCCGGGACCCUUGGACCCCCUCUACGGCCUGGUCCACAGCUACCUGGACGUGGUCCAACAGAACCCCUUCCCUGCAGAUCUGUUGAGGGAGGCCUUGAACGACCCGCCGUCUGCUAGAACUUCUCAGAUCCUCCAGUAUCAAACGGGAUACCUCGUCUGUGCCACCAUUGCGGUCAUCUAUUUCGUGGCCCUUCCGGCCGUGGGUCUGAGCCUCUGCUGCUGCGGGAGACGCCGGCGGUGUGGAGGACGGGUCAAGGCCUACCGCCGCUCCCUGCGGUGCCAGCGCAACCUCCUCAUGCUCGGCCUCCUCUUGACCACACUGGUCAUCCUGGCUGGCGUUGUCUGUGCCUUUGCGGCCAAUCAGAGGGUGAAGGAAGAAAUGGAGCCGGGCAGCCGGGACGCAUUGAACACCCUUCAAGCUUUGCGGCGCCAUGUGAACGGCAUCCCCCAGGGAGUCCAGAGAGCGGUGGAUCAGGUGGCCGUCCCCAAAGAGCAAAUCCUCCAGGACUUGGACAACGUCGGACGGAGCAUCGGCAGCACCAUCCAGUUGGUGCUCAAAGGAACCGUGUAUCUGGCCAUGGCUGCAAUGAAAGGCAGAGUACAAGACCUGCAGAACUCUCUGCACCAUUUGCGGACUGUCAACACCACGGUCCAGGCCUUGAUCCGGCACCAGGAUGAGCUGGAGUCAACGCUGAAGGAGAGGAAGGAGAGCAUUGUUUUCCUUCUGAAGGAUCCUCGCUGCGCUUAUUGCCAGAGUGCCUUUAACAGAGCGGAGAGCCUGGAGCUUGGAGUCAACUACCGGAGAGUACCUUCUGUCGAGAAAGAGUUGAAAACCUUGCAUGGCCUCCCAAAGGCAAACUUCACCGAAAUGAUUGAGCGGGCCAAUAGGAGUUUCAAUUCGAUCCCAGAAGUGGCCGGUGCAAAGAUGGCCGAAGUUGUUAGAGACCUCAAGGCAGAGAUAGAGAAGGCGGCACGGAAGGUCCAGUCCAUUGCCGAUGGCUUCCCGAUCCUGGAGCACACGCGACUCAUGAAUGACGCUCUGGCGAAGGCGGAGAACCACAGCCGGCCUUACUUUAAAGAAGUGAAGCAUUAUGAGAAAUACAGGUGGAUUGUCGGGGUGGUCGCCUGUACGGUGGUCCUCCUGAUUGUCUUCUGCAACCUCCUGGGCCUUUCCUUGGGCCUCUACGGGCUGACCGUGCGGGAAGACCCCAGCGACUACGAAAGUCGGGGAGAAGCCGGGGCCAAGCUCCUCCUGACGGGCAUCGGGUUCAGCUUCCUCUUCUCCUGGCUGCUGAUUCUCUUGGUUUUCGGCACUUUCCUAGUGGGUGGCAACGUCCAGACCUUGGUGUGCAAGCACUGGGCCAGCCAGGAGAUUUACAAGUUUAUCGAUACUCCGGGCAACCUUCCUGCUUCCAUGAACAUCUCCCAACAUUUAGGUCUGAAGAAGAACCUCAACAUUACGACUGCGUAUCAGCAAUGCAAGAACGGCGCCGGUUUUUGGGAAGUCUUGCACCUGGAAGACAGGUACAACCUCAAUGAGCAUCUCCAUCUCGCCAAGUACACUACAGAAUUCCAGAAACGCUUGGGCCGCUUCCAAACCCGUUUCGAAGACAUCGUCUUGCUAAACGCCGAAGGAAGGAAAGAUCUGGAAACGUUCAGAGACAGUCGGAUCGACUUGAUAGAUUACCCAGCCUUUACUGCAGAGAUGCGCAACCCAAUGGUGAGGACCAAUCUCGAAGGUUUGGCCGGGGAUUUGGAAAGACUCAGCACGGUUCAGAGCGACAGAACGGUGGCAGAGCGGCUGGCGGAAGAAGCCUGGAAAUUGAAGGAAAUCCAGAAUACGAUGGUGCUGUUGAUGGAAGGCAUGGUGGCAAAGCUGAAAGAAAGCAUCCAUUUCCUAUCAAUGUUGGCUCCGGGUCUCCAGAUUCUGAUAAACAGCACGGAGUCCCAGGUUGGCCACGCGGAGACCGCCAUCCCUUUGGAGUCUCAGAAGAUCUUGCAACAGGAGCUGAGCUGCUUUGAACGCAAAGAAGUGGGCUAUGUCUCCCAGUACUUGAAUUGGCUGCGGAUUGUGCUAAUUGAAGAUGUGGCUUCCUGCCUGCCCUUUUCCGCAGCUUUGGACAACGGCCGGGUCAUUUUGUGCGACCGCAUUGCAGAUCCAUGGAAUGCCUUUUGGUUCAGCCUGGGCUGCUGCACCAUCUUCCUCAUCCUCAGCAUCUUCUUUGCCAUCAAGACCAUGAAGCAUUUCCGACCCAUCAGGCACCGGCUGGUUUCUACCGGAUCGGAGGAAACCUAUCCUUUCCACAUCCCAAGAGUCACGUCUCUACGUCUGUAGGGACCAAUUGCAUCGAAAUAUCCAGGGAAAUUUCUCAGAAAAAGGCUCCUUCCAAGGCUGGUCCUCCUUCUCUCCUGCUGAUGCGGUCUUCGAUGGAAGAAGACUUCUCUUGGACUUCUAAUGUAUUAUCCUCUCCCCGCUCCUCCUUUGGUCAUGGACUUUUGCUUUUGUUCAGAUAAUGCCUCCAAUGGCGGAGAAUGAAUAAACAUGUCGGCAAUGGCACGGCAGAACCUCUCCA
This is a messenger RNA of Anolis carolinensis (green anole), 2918 nucleotides long. RefSeq names its product prominin 2 (gene prom2). Gene Ontology annotation, molecular function: cholesterol binding. Gene Ontology annotation, cellular component: cilium; plasma membrane; apical plasma membrane. The transcript has 25 exons. The record is from RefSeq and is a predicted model, not a curated record. Bases 191 to 2680 code for a protein of 829 amino acids. Lineage: Eukaryota; Metazoa; Chordata; Lepidosauria; Squamata; Anolidae.